Molecule: messenger RNA, 708 nt
Organism: Plasmodium malariae
Lineage: Eukaryota; Apicomplexa; Aconoidasida; Haemosporida; Plasmodiidae
Product: conserved Plasmodium protein, unknown function
Exons: 7
Coding region: 1-708 (235 amino acids)
Source: RefSeq, a predicted model, not a curated record
AUGAUGCUAAGUGGGUUAAUAUAUAUCCAAGGACAGAAAAGGAACUACUUUACUGCCAUAGAUCGGAAGUUGAGAGAAAUUCCUUAUUUAUCACGUUAUGUCAUCCUUGAAAAGUUUAAGAAGAAACCAAGAUUUAUGUCUGAAUGUGCAGGUACCCCUAGGAGAGCAUACGGUUACAACGCAUACGACAAAAUUCGGUUUAAGCCUACGUUCAAUCCUUAUGUGAAAUUGAAUAAAGACAAAAGAUAUAGACUUGACAACUGGCAAUCGAGAGAUACUGAAAAAUUUGAUCCGUUGAAAUGUUAUGUAAGGGGAAGUCGAAAAAGUUAUGACAUACCUUUUGCCAUAUUACCUACAAAGGAUGAACUUGGAGCAUUCCAUCCACCAGUACUGUCAGGGAGAUACAAAGCAGACAUUGAAAAGCAGUACUAUAUGCACGACUUGCCAUGGGUAUGGCACAAGAAUUUCUACACAGGGACGAACCAUUUUUGUGAUAACAUGGUUGUUGGGAAAAAAAAGUGGUACAGGAAAGAUCAACAAAAUCAAAAGAUGAUGGAAGCGAUGAAGAAGAUUAACGACUUGGUGCUGGAUUACAGGGAGGAAUGCAAGAAUAAGAAGAGGUACAAUUUCUUAGAAAAGGUGGUAAGCACCCUGGGGGAGGAAAUUGCACACAAGCACAUAAGAAAAAUAAAAAACAUUCAAUUAUGA